This is a messenger RNA of Sitophilus oryzae (rice weevil), 844 nucleotides long. Its product is annotated as fat-like cadherin-related tumor suppressor homolog. Bases 96 to 839 code for a protein of 247 amino acids. The record is from RefSeq and is a predicted model, not a curated record. Lineage: Eukaryota; Metazoa; Arthropoda; Insecta; Coleoptera; Curculionidae. Gene Ontology annotation, biological process: establishment or maintenance of epithelial cell apical/basal polarity; heterophilic cell-cell adhesion. The transcript has 3 exons. Gene Ontology annotation, cellular component: plasma membrane; protein-containing complex.
AUGUGGGCGAAUACAGGUUGAAUGUCUCUGUGACAGAUGGCAAGUUCUUCACCUAUACAACUGUCAAAAUAAACGUGGACGUUUUGACGGAAACUAUGCUGGACAAUUCGGUCGGAAUCAGAUUCAGGGACGUCAGUCCGGAAUCCUUCAUUUUGAGCCACAGAAAAGGUUUUGUAAGAGCUGUCAGAAAUGCAAUGAACUGUAAAUCGAAAGAUGUCAUUAUAGUGAGCGUUCAACCAUCAAGAGACGAUGAUUUGCUUAGAGCUAGAAGAAAUGUAGACUAUUUAAACGAGAGAUCAAAACGUUACAUUCACAAGGACCUAGACGUUCUAUUUACUGUCAGAAAAUCGGACGAUGGUUUCUACAGCUCGGAUACCAUAAGAAAAGCUCUCAACGACAAUUUAGAAGAACUGGAAGAAAGUACCAAGCUAGUAGUCGAGGAAAUCAUCAGGCUAGAGUGCAAUAACAAGUACUGCCUGUACGGAUCAUGCCAGGAUCACUACGUCCUGGAUACUAGCGAACUAGAACCGGUUUCGACAGACGUCACCAGCUUCGUAUCACCGAAACAUCACCAAAAACUCGAGUGUCUCUGUAACGAAGGGUACGGAGGUGACCGAUGCGACACUAUAGUGAACGAGUGUGCCAGGAACCCGUGUCCGGUGUUCAAAAUAUGCAUUCCCGACGCCUCGCAGACCGGAUAUUCCUGCCAGUGUCCCGAAGGUUUUGCCGGGCCGUCUUGUGACGUUGACAUAUCGAAAUGUCACGAUCAGAACUGUUACAUAGCCAGGAACCCGAUGUCGUUUCACGAAAGAGUUACUGCAGUACAGGAUCAUCAAUAAGAAAU